Molecule: messenger RNA, 2644 nt
Organism: Ixodes scapularis (black-legged tick)
Lineage: Eukaryota; Metazoa; Arthropoda; Arachnida; Ixodida; Ixodidae
Product: trafficking protein particle complex subunit 13
Exons: 1
Coding region: 118-1371 (417 amino acids)
Cellular component (GO): TRAPPIII protein complex
Source: RefSeq, a predicted model, not a curated record
GUCCAAUCCAAGAUGGCAGUGGGUGUGUAAUGUUUUCCUGCCGCUCACACUCCUGAAACGAAAAUAAGUACCACAGAUCGAUACGACUGGACACCGGGCCGUCUUCCAGUCUUCACGAUGGAUCAGAGGGACCAGAGAGAGCAACUACUCGCCCUCAAAGUCAUGCGACUGACUCGGCCGUCACUCUUUUCCACCCUACCGGUCGUCUGCGACUCUCGGGAUAUCCCGGGCAGCAUGUGGCUCCAAGACCUUAAGCAAGACCUCGGCGCUCCGUUGGGGCUCGAACUCUUCGGCACCGGCAGCUUCCUCAUGCUCCCGCAGAGCUUCGGAAACAUCUACCUCGGCGAGACGUUCUCGUGUUACAUGAGUGUGCACAACGACAGCGAACACACCGUCAGGGACGUGUCGGUCAAGGCUGAGCUCCAGACCGACUCCCAGAAGGUCUUCCUCACGGGCAAGAGCGAGGGCACCGCCGUGCCUGAGCUGCCGCCCAAGAGCAGCAUCGACGAAGUAAUCCACCACGAAGUAAAGGACAUCAACACGCACAUCCUCGUCUGCACCGUCAACUACUCGUCGCACACGGGCGAGAAGCUCCACUUCCGCAAGUUCUUCAAGUUCCAGGUGUACAAGCCGCUCGACGUCAAGACCAAGUUUUACAACGCCGAGUCGGACGAGGUCUACCUCGAGGCGCAGCUCCAGAACAUCACCUCGUCUCCGAUCAGCCUCGAGAAAGUGGCGCUCGAACCGUCCCAGCACUUCAACGUGUGCCAGCUCAACAGCUGCGCCGACGGGCAGAGCAUCUUUGGACAGGUCAACUUCCUCAACCCCCACGACACCCGGCAGUACCUGUUCAGCUUGUCGCCCAGGGUUGCCGACGCUGCUGUGGCGCCCGCGGCAAGCGACAAACGGAGCCGAAGCGGCAUCACCAGCAUCGGGAAACUAGACAUCGUCUGGCGUUCGGUCAUGGGCGAGAGGGGUAGGUUGCAGACGUCGCAGCUGGAACGGAUAGCCCCGGGUUACGAGGACAUCAGACUGACCGUUGAUUCGGCGCCGAGCAGCGUCAACCUAGAGGAGCCGUUCGAGAUCACCUGCCUGGUGACGAAUACGUGCCAGCGGACGAUGGACCUCGUUUUGAUGCUCGACAACUCGGCGACGUCGGGUUUGCUGUGGCAGGGAACGUCGGGUCAGAGCCUGGGGAAGCUGGAGCCGCAGACGAGCCUGAGGAUCAAGCUGGAGGCCGUGCCGUUCAGGACGGGAUUGCAGGGGGUCUCGGGCAUCAAGCUCAACGACACCUUCCUCAAGCAGGUGUACGACUACGACGACAUCACCAGCGUGUUUGUGUGUUCGAACACAACAAAGGUUUUGUGCUAGCCUUAAGUUUAAUGGCUGGUUCGCACGUUUGCUUUUGAGUGGGAUUGCAUGCUUUGCGGCUGCUUGGAAGGGGUUUACUACGAUUGAUUGAAUGCCAUUUCGUCGAAGCACGUUUUAGAGAAUGGGCACAGUUUAGAGAAAGCAGAGCCUCAGUUUAGGGAAAUGCCGUUUGUCGAAAAGGGUACACUAUUUGAAAAAGGCUUUUCUACUUCACGCGUGUAUCACUGGUGCCUGUGUUAACCCAAGCUCCCCACUGUGCUCCCUCUGCUUCGCAGCGGCAGUCUGCGGCGGCUCAUUACCAAAAUGUUAACUCAUCUGACUUAUCCGUACACGCCCCUUUGCGGCGGUUGAAUUCGCUAAAAGGAGGCUUAUCGUCAUUUUUUCUAAACUUGGUUUCUCUAUAAAGGAAUUCGAUAAACUGGGGUCGGUAAAACGGCGUUCGCUAAAACGAGCUUCUCUAAACCGCAUGCCUCUGGCUUGGAAGCACCUGUUGGUGGAACAUGCUUUAAAACAAUGAGAGCAGUGCACACAAAAGGCGACCACAAGAUUAUAGAGCCCACAUACAGCCCACUUGCACACUUUGUUUGCAAGUCAGAGCUGUGUGCGUGUUUCCUUCUUUGUUUUCAUUGUUUUAGUUGCAGUAGAAGAGUCUGUUUAUGAAGAGAAAAGAAUAACCAAGAUAUAUUUACCAUUCGUUUUAAAGGACGCACUGCUCUAUCGGGUGGCUCAGGAACUGCACAUAACUGGACUGGUUGUUUGCAGUACUUUGCGAGAUCAAGUCUGUGGGCUAUCUAAGAGAAAUGGUCCUUGCUUAUACCAUUUUUGAAAUUAUUUCAAGUCCAUGGGAAAAGAACUAUGCACGAAACAAUGGGGGAUAUGUGCAGGUCGAAAGUGUUCUGAAAGAUGUCCCCAGUGCAUUCCCUUGUCACUCUUGUAAGCAUUUUCAAUGUGCUCGAUCGCACUCAAAUGCAGACUUGAGAACCAGCCUUUGCUUGCAAGAUUUUAUUAGUCCAAAAGGUGCUUGCUGUGUUGCUGUGAUGACAUUCCAGAAUGCGUCGGCAUUUUUUGUUUUUCUUGUGCAGAGCAUUGCGUUUAAGUUUAUUAAUGUUUUGAAUGAGAAGCACUGUUUGCUUGGUUCGUGCAACACGAUUGUUAUUGAUCGAAGUCUUCAAGCCAGUGACGUGAACUGUUUCACUGCAGCACGUGAAACGCGUUUCGGCAAUAAUUUUUCCUUUCCAAGGUUUGUGGUUGAUUAAAAAUGCUCACGCACAAA